Molecule: messenger RNA, 8240 nt
Organism: Cryptotermes secundus
Lineage: Eukaryota; Metazoa; Arthropoda; Insecta; Blattodea; Kalotermitidae
Exons: 2
Coding region: 6969-7997 (342 amino acids)
Source: RefSeq, a predicted model, not a curated record
AUUCGCUAAAUCUGAAACCCACGUAAAGUUAUUUGUAGUGCCUGACAUACCCAACACGUGACAAUAUAUAAUAUUACUGAGGGUGGUGGGGUUGUAUUACAGUUAAGCCAGAGAGAAAAUCUGCCAUGGACUCAGGAAACUUUCAGAGUUAUAAUUGACAGAUUUGAAGAGGAAUAGUUCAUCUGUCAUGUUUAUAUUCUGUGACGUGAAUUUGAGCUAUCCGGCAUAUGUAUUUGUACCAUCACAUUGCAAUUCAUCGUAGCUAUACUUUGCUUUGAAAAAUGAAGUCAGUUUUAAUACACAUACAUACAUAUAUUUCACAAGUCAAAAAUACAAUGGACAUGAAACUGGUCACAAGCAUAACAAAGAAACAAAACAGAAAGACAAUACAAAGCUAAACAAAUGCUGUAACUAAUUAUUUACUGGAUGCUCCAAAAGUUCAUUAAUAUCCUGUUGUGGUUGUGUUGGAGUGUACGUACAUUAAAAUAAGUGAUAUUUUUAUAGGUAAAGUUAUCCCUGUGAGGAACUAAUUAAGCACUAUACCCUGAAGGCAUAUGGGGAAGUAGAUGUCUGGAUUCACGUUUCCUUGACAUUCACACCGGAGGAAAACAGUGGAAGUGCGCUAUUAUUGUUUAUAAACAUGUUAUAUGGAACUAAGGUUGAAUGGAUUUUAUAUAGAAAGUGUGAGAAACACUAUUUGCCCUGCGUAUUUCAUAACACUUAAAGUAGCUAGACCAAAACUCUCCGAUUGAAUGGGUAGAUGAGCAGUAAUUUGGAGAGGAUUAGCAAGGAAGCAGUAGUCGCCCAAAUGAGGUACAAUCCCAGAAUUUGCCUGGAGAGACAGAAAGAAAAACAGAAACCAUGGCAGGAUAUCUGAUUCCUUAGUUAAGAUUUGAGUUUACAACCUCAGACCACAGGUUAUGAGCAUUACCGCUAUGUCAGUCCAUUUAGUUCCUGUAUGGAAAUAUCUGUAUUUAAGCAACAUGCUUCCAGAAAAUAAAAUAACUGUAAUAAUCAUAAUAGGAACUGGAUUAGCUCAGUUGGUAUAGCAACUGGGCUAUGGGCUGGAUGGCUGUGGAGUUGGGGUUUGGUUCCUGGCAUGUCCAGACCGGCUCUGAGGCCACCCAUCAUCCUAUGCAAUGGGUAUCUGGUGGUAAAGCAACCGGGGCAUGAAGCUGACCACUCACUUCCAUUUAAAGCCAAGGUUAAGAGUGGUGGGGCUAUAAUUCCACUCCCCCAUAUGUCUUCAUGGUGUGGUCCUUAAUUAGUCAAAAGCCCAGGCAUAGCUUUCAUUGCCUUUUAAUAAUCAAGACAGAUUGUAGGAUAAUAAAUCUGUGCAAUAUAAUAAGUGCUCAGUCUUCUUAAUUUUUUUUAUUAACGAGCGUGAAAUUUAAAGGAAAACUGAUUAGGAUUUCAGUGUGCAGUACAGCAGAUUGUCUUGCACAUUCUGUCCUUAAGAUGGAGAGGAAUUAAACAUUUAAUUUCAUUUAUAUUUUUGCACAUAACCAUGUAAAGCUGCUGACACAAAGAAGUUCAGAAGAGAGAGUGGCUAUGAAGGGGAUCGACUUGAAAAAACAUGCACAAAGCACCGUACGAAAAGAAGUGUGCUUACACAGGGUGUUAACACAUCCUAACAUUGAGCAGUUUUAUGGAAAUCGCCGUGAAGGAAACUUUGAGUACAUAUUCCUUGAGUUUCUAUCAGGAGGAGACCUCUUUGACAGCACAGGUGGUGAGUAUUCUUCACAAUCAGCAAUUAAAAGAUUGUUAUUAUCACAUGCUAUGUGAGAAUUCAUAGGUUAACCAUUCACUGCGCAGCUUUGCAUAUCUGCAAAGCAAAGUUUGAACUGAAUUUCCUGAGUUCUCCUUGAGAAUUUUAAUAUUGCAGACUACUUUACACAUUAGCUAAGCCCCUCGUUUAAAGUGGUAAGCAGGAAUUUCCCACCAGUCGGCGUUACUAUCGACAACAGCUGGUUUGUGGGUUGCUGUGAGAAGGAUUCUCAGUUUGGCGCAUAGUGCCGUCUUGUGAAGGUUAUUUGUUGUGGUUAAAAUCAGCAUUUUGCAAUAUAAAAAAUUAUAUUCGUUAUUUAGUGAGUGCAGCAUCGUAUAACAUAUAGUUCUACAGAAUAAAAUGUAAGUAAUACACAUUUUCUUUUGUUUUGCACAUGUGCAAUAGUGCGCAGUAUUGCUGCUUGACCAUUCGCAUUGUAUAGUAAUACUGAAUACGUGUUUCUCAAUUCUUUCAGUUUCUUGUGUUGGUAAUGAUAAAAAUUUCCCGUGAUGGAUUCAUUUGAAUAUUGGGACAAAGGACAACGUAAAGUAAUGACAUCUAAUGAGUUAAUGGCGCUGGAACGUCCAUCUGAUAGUGAAGAUGGGUUGGACUUUGACGAUUGAGAUGCAGACCCUACAGUAAAUUGCAAGGACCUGGAAUCGUCAGAUAGUGAAAGUGAGCUUGAAACUGCUGCACAAACAGUGAAUUCAUAUACAAAAGACUCAUCUGUGGCUGCAGCUCCCACUUCGGACAAAUGACGAAUUGGUUCACAAAAAAAAAUAUUUUGUGGAAAAAACCUAGUGCUCCUUUUUCUGGUGACCUAUUCCCAUUCGAAGGAAAUACAAAAUUGCCCCAAUCAAUUUUAGAGCUAUCAACACCAUAACAAUUUUUCAGAUAUUUUUUUACUGACGAAAUAAGCAAAAUUGUAGAUGAAACUAAUCUAUACAGCAUCCACCAAAACCCAAACAAGCCAACUGACUUCACCAGCUAUGACAUUUAUAAAUUUAUUGGCAUAUGUAUUGUAAACUCUUUGGCUCCACCUGCUUGUGUCCGUGAACUUUGGAAUGACAUUACUGGAACUGAAUUAGUAAAACAGAUUGUCUGACAGGAACUUUGAGAAAUUGCACAGAAGUUUGCAUUUCAAUGAUAAUUCCAAGCAACCAGACGCUCAAAAUCCUGCUCAUGAUAAACUGUAUAAAAGUAGACCUAUACUGGACUAUAUGAACCAGAAAUGUUUGUCAGUGCGUAUGACCGAACGCCUGUCCAUUGACGAGCAGAUGUGUGCCACUAAGACAAGGCACCAUAUGAAAAUGUACAUGAAGGAUAAACCCCAUAAACGGGGGUUUUUGUUAACUUUUUGUUAUGUGGGGAAAUGGGAUUUACUCAUAAAAUCGAGAUUUACAGCGGGCAAGAAAAUGACCCGAAAUUUGACUUGUUAGUGAACCUGAUAUUGGAGCCAGUGAGAACGUUGUGAUUCGUCUGUCAAGAAAAAUACCAAGAGACAAAAACUACAAGAUAUAUUUCGACAGAUUUUAUACAUCUGUACUUUUAGCUGUGUAUCUAUUCAAGCAAGGUAUUCAGUGUGUGGGCAUAAUUCAGUGGAACAGAAUUCCAGCUUGCAAAUUUCAAGAUGAAAAAGACCUCAAUACCACGUGGUUAUUCUGAAGAAUAUAUCACAAGCGUUGAGUCAGUGGGCACUUCCACUGUUUUGUAUAAAUAUAACAGCAAUGUGUGUUUUCUUUUGAAAUGCCUAAAACGGAAGUCCUAACAGAAAGAAGGAGCACACAUUAGUCCAGCAGUUGUUACAGUUUAUAAUUCCCAUAUGGGAAAUGUUGAUUUACUAGACAGCAAUAUUGGAAGACAUCGCAAAAAAAUGAGAUCAAAGCGAUGGUAUCUGCGUCUGUUUUUCAUUUCUUUGACACCAUUGUUAUUAAUUCCUGGAUACUGUACCGAAGGAUGCUGAUUGAAACAGAUAGGCCAAUGAAUCAGAAGUAGUUCAGAUUGAUUUGGCCCUAACUCUAUGCCAGACUGGCAGACGAAGCAAAUCAGACCCAAUACAGAGUAAGAUCAGAUCCCUUCAAUCACUGGCCUGUAUGGAAUGAGAACAACAUGCAAACAUCCUAAAUGCAAAGGAUAUAAAUUUGUGAGAAAUGCCAAGGGAACUUCUGUCUGAAUAAAGACAAAACCUGUUUCCGUCUGUUUCAUAAUGCAUAAACUCACUAGUACUCAUUCAAACAGCACUUCAGUAAAUAUUCCAUUAUUUUUAAAUGACUUUGUUAAUUUUACUUCAGAAAAUAUAGUUUCAUUUCUUUCAAUUUAUGUUGUAUUAAUGAAAAUAACUUGUACGCGCAGUUUUGCAUUCAUGAAAAAUGACCAAAACUUUUUUUAAAAAAACUACAAGAUAUAUUUUUUCAUUAUUCUUACAAUAUUCCUUCAUCAAUACUGCAUACAUAAGCAAUUCUUAAGAGUUCAGUAAAAAAUAGUGUAGGGUACGAAAACAAGUGUGCAUUCAUAGGGUAUUAAAACAUCCUAAUAUUGUGCAGUUUUAUGGAAAUCGACGUGAAUGAAACUUGGAGUAAUCUUCCUUGAGUUUUUAUCAGAGGGGUGUAUAUAUAGGUUGUUAAAACAUCCUAUGAAUGUGCAGUUUUAUGGAAAUCGCCGUUAAGGAAACUUUGAGUAAUCUUCCUCGAGUUUCUAUAAGAAGGGUGCAUACAUAGGGUGUUAGAACAUCAUAACAUUGUGCAGUUUUAUUGAAAUCGCUGUGAAGGAAACUUGGAGUAAUCUUCGUUGAGUUUCUGUCAGGAAGGUGUAUACAUAUUUAAUAUUUUUAAUGCUUGCACACAGAUCAUGGACGUCUGCUAUUGGUUAUGUAUUGCCUGAUAACCUAUAAAGGGCGAAACAUGUCUCAAUAAGAACUGCACAAAUAAACAAAUGUUGAUAUGGUAGUAUAUAUUUUGUCUUAUUGAGCAUUAUUAUUACUACUGUUGUUGCCUUGACUGCCCCAUUUGAAAGUACGUUAAGAGACACAACAGGAUGAAUACUUUGAAAAUGUUCUUAGCAGUCUUGAUGGAGAAACUGAAAUUUGUGUACAUCCCAAUCUGCAAAAUUUCCAUUGGAGUUUCAAGUAACAUCUACUAUAUUUCUGUUUAUUUUCCACUUGGGUCUACUCUCAGGGCGGCACAUACAUCAUAAAGGACUUCAUUGUUUUGUUGCUGAACGUGCUUGAAAUUAGCAGGAGGCACAUAUGGAUAGUUUGCGGGCUAUAUGCUGCACGGCCGGGGUUCCUUUCACAACAUCCGGACUAGCACUGGGGCCGAUUCAGCCUCCUAUCCAAUGGCUACGGGGUAAAGCAGUCAAGUUUCCUUCCAUGAUUUGCAGACUCGGUAACAUGUGGAGAACAAUGAAGAGUGAAGAAAAAUAUAUGUAUAUUCAUGAGGUUCGCGAGGUACAAAAAUAUCCUGUUAAGUGAUUUGCCUCAAUAUUCUCUAAGUCUCAUCAUGUGUAAUAUAAAGCUUUUGUCCUGUUACAUUCCUCUGCUUUCUCCUGCAUUCCUUUCCAGUCCUGCACGAUGUUGAAUGAUGCAUCAAGACUGACUUUUAACGCCAUCUCCAAUGAAGAAUGGACACAGUCGUGAGCCAUUUCCUUUCUAUGCUGUAUCAUACUUAACAUAACCACAUCAAAAUGUCAGACCGCAGAUAACAGACACGAUACACUGAGACAAAAAGACUUUCCGGUCCUUUGCCACGAAUUAUAUAACUUACACUAAAGCACUGUGUCAAUGCUUGACAAUUCAUUUCUAAUUGAACCCAAGUUUCAUUGUUACAACGCCUGCAAAACUUUCUUUCUUUCUUUAGAGAGAAAGGAUCAGACAUUGAAUUUCCCAUAGAUAGCCCAAACUAUGCAAGACACAAUAGCUUAGGACUGUGCAAGAAGUUGGGUAAACCACAUAAUGAGGAGCUUCAUAACUUGUACUUGUCCUCAAGCAUAAUUAUCGUGUUCAAGCCAAGGAGGUGUAACUGUCCAGUUUAUGUGAUGGUCAAUUGAUGUUUUGUGUAUGGUUAGGGUUCUGUGAAAUUCCUCACUUUCUUCUCACAGUUUUAGAUUCCCCCCCUGAGACUGCAGCAAGUGGCUUGGGUCAAGCUAGAAGCCAGCUGCCCAUCCGUAAAUCAGUCAAGUUAAUGCUUAACACAAGACCGAGUUCUUUAGAAAUUCUAAACUUUUCUGCUACCCAAAAAUCCGAGUUUGACAGCCACGCAGCAGGUGGCAAAGUUCACCCCCUAAACUUUACACUCGCAGAUAGUCGCUUUUCUAAUGGGAGGAGAAAGAUAAGCAACCUCCCAGUCUGCCCGGUCCAACCAAUCAUAAUCUGAAGUCCUUUGCUCGAAUUUUGCUUGAUGAGAGGACUCUCUGAAAUUUACAUUCACCGGAGGUACACGUGUUCUGAUCCCCGUAUCUACACUCUGUGGUGACUAUUAACGUGUGUGUUUUAGUAAACAGUAAGGAAGCUACAUCCACUAAACUGUGAAGUGAGUCACUACGGUGCAGUUACCAUUUAUAUAGUACUUACUGAAUAAAAACUUAAAACAGUUAAUUGGUGUUGAGUGUGACUUUUCUAUGCCUAAUGCCCCACUAAUCACCCAAGUCGUGGCCAGUCAACACGGCCUGAGAGGAGUCGAAUUUCUGUACCGGAGCUAGUAGAACGGUUGCAGAGGAUAAGAUAAGAAGGGCCUGUAGGAGGAGGCAUGGGGUAAAAGGGGAGCGCAUAUAGGAUUUGUUAGGAAGGCCAAAAGGGAAGAGACCACUAGGAAUAUCUCGACAUAUGUGGGAGGUUAAUAUAACCCCAGUUUUAGGAUCUGGAGUCAGGCAGGACUAGAAAAACCUAUUACAAACUCAGUUAUUCAUUAGAAAUAGCUUUAAUUAGCUCAACUUAAUGAGAACAAUAAUUGAGAACACCUUGAUUAUUCAUUAGAAAAAGCUUUAAUUAGCUGAACUUAAUGAAAACAAUAAUUAAGGAAGAUUUUCAUUUGAAAAUCAAAAUCUCAUACACGUCAGUGUAUGAAAAGAAGCACCGCUAUUUAAAGAGGUGAAAACCUUAAAAUUUUAUGUGGCAUACGCCGAACGCAUAAAUCUAAAUAGCAAAGCUUCCUUGACUUAGGUCAACAAAAAUAAAUCAUUACGGCUCGGGACAACGUUACCAAAGAUGGAUAGUACACUAGACGAAAGCAUUUUCGGAUGCGAUGUGCAAGUCGAAAGUAUCAUCAUGAACAAAUCUGAUCAAGAAAUUGAGAACUCAGAUUAUGAUGAAGACUAUGCCGAACGUAUAGCGUAUUAUAAACGUCAAAUGGCUUACGUUACUGUUAAACCCGUCGAGCGGCUAAUUGUGGAAGAAGAGGCACAGAUGGAAGAAGUAUUAAUGAAUACUGUCUUGUUAGAAGUAGGAUCAGCUGUAGCUGAGGCAAUGCAUUCAGAACCUCAACUCGGUCAUGUACUACCAAUUACUAAUAAGAUAGAAUCAUUUGAGCAUACUUAUUUGUCCUCAAAAGAUUUCCGUAAUAAGAUCCACUCCGUGGUUUACACCAAAGACGGAUAUGUGCAAGGAGUAAUGCAACCAAAUUUGAUAUUGAAUGAUAGGAACAAAGACUCAAGAGACGAGUUACUUAUGAGAUCAAAUAAACAUGAUAUUCAUACUGCAACUAAAAGCGUCAUGGUCAAAAGUGUUCAAAUGUCAAAAUUUAAUAUUGAAAAGGAUUGCAAAUUCCCAAUUAAUGCACAAAACUAUCCGAAUAUAAUUGAAACAAUUGAAAGCAGUUUAAACUGUUUUGAAAAGUUUCAAUUUAGGGCUUCAUUCUCCAAUGUGUCUUUCAUUAGGCAAAGAGAAAUAGAGCCUCAAAAUCCAAUCGUUACAAGAAUGCUUAGCGCAGAAGCGAUUGAAAACCUCAAACAUCAGAGGUUUAGAAAAUGUAUUUGUCAAACACAAUUGUACAAACAUUUGGACAAAUACAAAAGAUUUGGCUCCAUGAUGAGGUUAUUGUAUAAUAAUAUGCUAACCUUUAACAAGAGUCAGAUUUAUCACACAGCUUUGCAGUGUGAAAUUAAAGAAGCAAAGUCAACACAAUGCGCUGUCAGAAAAGUGCGUCUACUAUAUGACGACUAUGGUCGCAAAACAAUAGAAGACGGAACCCACUUUCUAAGACAGAAUGUUGACAUAUUCUUUCGAGAAAGCUUCUAAACAAAACCGCAAUAUAAACCAAAAGCGUUGGAGCGGACCAAAGCAAAAUAAAACCGCAAUAUAAACCAUUGUAUUGGAGCGGACUAAAACAAAAUCUGUAAAUUAUACUUGUAACAAAAUAGUAACUUAUUAUUUAAAUUAAAUAAUGUUAUUAUGGUUGUGGGUUAAUUUAAUUGGUUUUAAUUACCCCCUCGUUGGUGUCUCCACCUUAUCGUGGUGAGGGGGUUUGAGUAUGCCAAGGAC